AUGUCUAGUCUUUUAACACAAGUUGUUCGACGUCAAGCAUUGAUGAUGAUACCUCGUCGUCAAGAAAGUGCACUUUAUAUCACUGGUCCACCCAUGAAUAAAAUAACAAAAGCAGAAAAAUUAAUUGCAUUAGGUCUUUUUCUUACUGUACCUAUGUUGUAUCCAAUUUAUAUUAUGUCAAAUUUACAAAAAUAUAAUGGUUCAAAUCGAACAUUUGCAAAGAAUAAAAAAUCAAAUUCAAAGACAAAACAAGCAAUCAAAAAUACUGAACAUUAA
Molecule: messenger RNA, 276 nt
Organism: Adineta steineri
Lineage: Eukaryota; Metazoa; Rotifera; Eurotatoria; Adinetida; Adinetidae
Source: the annotation of a GenBank genome assembly